UCUCCUCUCCCAACAAAGGAAGCGACGUCCAUUUUGAAUUGUGGCUUUGCGACGCGCGAACCUCGUCGUUUAACCAUCCACAUCUUCCGCUUAUCUUAAAACAAAAACAAAGCGAAAAUGGCCGACAGUAACGCACCAGAAGCGGAAUCCGGCAACCCCCCACAACAGCAAUCCACCCCGACGCGCGGGGGCGGCAUGGGCGGCUUCAGAGGCAGAGGCGGGCCCGGAGGCCGCGGGGGCCCACGCGGGCGCGGCGGCUUCAUGCGGGGAAGGGGAGGACCUGGAGGACCUCCGGGACGCGGAGGGCCCAUGAUGAGAGGACGCGGCGGGCCCAGAGGGGCGCCUAGAGGCAGGUUCCCGCCCGGACCGGGUGAGUUUGAUACGUACUUCACAGGUGGCCCUCCCGGUGGCCCCGGCGGCGACUCACAAGGCCCGCGUGGUCCCCCCGGCGGUCCCCGCCCCCCCAUGGGCCGCGGAGGCCCUGGUGGUUUCAGAGGUAGAGGCAUGGGGGCGCCCAAGGGGCCCGGUGGACGCGGGGGAAUGGGCCGUGGGGGCGGCAUGGCGCCCCGGGGCCGAGGUUUCGGCGGUCCGCGAGGAGCCGGCGGCCGUGGCGGUUUCUUGGGGCAGAAGCGAACCCCAGGUCAAUUUGGUCAAGGAGGCGGGCCGGGACCGAAGAGGCCGAGGUUCGAAAAUGGCGGUUCCCAGAACGGAUUCGGACAAAAGUGGUUUAGUAGGCCGCAGGGUUACGGGAGCGGAGGUGGCUCUGGCGGAUACCAGCAGUCAUAUAAUUCACAGUCGUACGGACAAGGUCAAGGGUCGUAUGGACAGCAAGGUUCCGCCGGUGGAUACGGUAGUGGUGGUGGUUACGGCAAUUCAGGACAAUAUGAUGGUACGAGUUAUGUGGAGACGUAUCAGACAGGCAAUUCUGAUAACUAUGGAUCAUCAGGAUACAGUAGCGGCGGCGGUUCCGGCGCAGGAGGCUACAGCAGUCAGCAGGGUUAUGACGAUAGGAGUGGGGGAUACGGUGCUUCCGGAGGAUACGGUUCAACAAACCAGGCUAGACGGUUCUAAAAAAGCCAUCGUGUCUAAUAGUGUUUUAUUAUCAAUGUAUUUUGUCUUAUAAUUAUAAGUUAGUGUGAUUAAUAACUCAACAUAUAUUUUUUAUAUUUUGUAGUAAAUGUUUAGUUAAUAAGUUUUUAACAGUAUGAUGUUUGGAGAUUGUUUUCUUUCUUGGGAUCAUCUAUUUAUUUGAAAAGAAAAAGCAAAGAUCUCAUCAAAUCAACCGUAUCAGUGAGAACAGUUGCCCUUUUGAUGUGGACUUUAGUGAAAGGGGAAUUCAUUUUUGUAGUUUAAUCAGACAAUGUGUACAAUUAUUUAUUGAUGUGCAUAAAUAGUGUUGUAGUUUCCAGUCUUCUCGAAUCGAAAAAACCGGACAAAUUUUUAGAACAAAUUUGUGUUGGACUUGAAAAAUUAACCUUAAUUUUAAAAAUACCGCACCCAUUUUCUUGUACAUUAAACGGAACCAUUAAAUAAUAAAAUGUUUGAUAAGACACUCCUGUGCAAAUUUCUUAUCCCAUUUGACAAAGUCACGAGAUAACUGAAAGCCGAAGGCUUACACAGUCCGCACAAUUGAGUAAGUAUAACCUACCAAGUACGACAAUCUACAUUGUAGGUUUCAUUAUUUUCUUAUGAAUAACGACAUAACAGCUGUCUUCUUUGCAUGUACUGAAUUGUUCGUUUCGAAAACGAGACAGGAACCUUUGGAGAUAACAAUUAAUUAUCAUUAUUUGAAUUUACAGCUGUAAAAACCUCACGAAAGAGGUUGUUUAUUUAUAAAAAGUUGGUCGAGUGCCAAAAAUAUUUAAUUCAUCCCUGUUCAGAACAGUUUUAUUUGUCGAAGACCUAAAAUGAGAAGAAUUUUUUGUCCCCGUGCCCACAAUUGUGGCGCAAACAUUUGUCCAAAAAUUGGCUGCAAAUUUAUCUAAUAGCAAAAACGGACACGUUUUAGGUAAUGUAUUGAAAUUAAUAGUUUCCUUUCUGUAAUAGAACUUUCGAGUCUUUUUUUAUAAUUUCAAAAGUGCAUUGGACCGCAAAUCCGAGAACGACAAGUUCUUAGAAAAUUUACGAAACACAAAUUAAAAAAUCCAUAAUUAAAUGCACUCACAGGCUCAUAUUUCCGUAGUUAAUUUUUAAUUGUGUUCUGAUACGUCAGAGUUAGAUAUUUUAAAGUGUGUUUUUCGUCAAACUCUUCUGCGGGGGUUUAAAAUAUCUAACUUGGUCUUCGUGGGGAGUUUUGCUUACGCAAUUUUGUUUUUAGGAUGAACCAGUGACUAGCGCCACCAUUUCGAAGAUCGAAACAAGAAGUGCUAAAGAAGCAGGAAGUGUUAAAUGAGACAUAAGUUAUUUACGAAAUUUUGAAAAAAAAACUUGCAAUAAGAAAACUAUUUUGGUUGUUGUGAACGUGAUGAUUGUUGGCGAUUUUCUCGUUGCAAGGUUUUUCCAGACAGAGCACUAAUUUUUACAUUUCUUACAGUGAUACUAAUAAUUUUUCAGAUUCAGGACCAAGAGGAUAUUACUUUUCUGAAUAAAUAGUUUAUUGAUA
Zophobas morio is the source of this 2602-nucleotide messenger RNA. RefSeq lists its product as uncharacterized. The record is from RefSeq and is a predicted model, not a curated record. Bases 118 to 1071 code for a protein of 317 amino acids. NCBI's taxonomy places the organism in Eukaryota, Metazoa, Arthropoda, Insecta, Coleoptera, Tenebrionidae. The transcript has 7 exons.